AUGAGUUAUCUCAGGGUAAAGUCACCGGUCAUCAUAUUUGGAGACGUCCAUGGACAACUGUAUGAUCUGCUGGAUAUGAUGACCUUGAUUGGGCAUCCACCAACAAAACGAAUGCUUUUUCUUGGAGACUACGUUGAUAGAGGAGAUUUCAGCCUGGAGACCAUAACCUUUCUUCUAGCGUUCAAGCUCAGAUUUCCAAAGGAGACGUACAUGCUCCGUGGAAACCAUGAGACAAGAUGCGUCAACAGACAAUAUGGUUUCUACGAUGAAUGUAAGAAAAAGUUCCCGAAAAGAGACUGCAGAGAAAAACUCUCAUUAGGUGUGGAACUGUGGACGUUGUUUCAACAUGUUUUUAACUGUCUACCCUUGGCUGCGGUGGUUGGUGGAAGGAUAUUCUGCGCCCAUGGGGGCAUUUCUGAGGAUCUAGUCUGCUUUAGACAGCUAGAGAGAGUUUAUCGGCCUACGGACAUUUGUGAUAUUGGUCUUCUAUGUGACCUGAUAUGGUCUGAUCCUUGCACCACAACGACUCUGUACGAACCUAGCCCCCGUGGAGUAUCAGCAGUGAGUGAAGGGAAUAUAUUUUUAUCUACCUUAGCGAUCUUCUGCGGGCCAUAGUG
Molecule: messenger RNA, 617 nt
Organism: Cylicostephanus goldi
Lineage: Eukaryota; Metazoa; Nematoda; Chromadorea; Rhabditida; Strongylidae
Source: the annotation of a GenBank genome assembly